Sporothrix brasiliensis 5110 is the source of this 2841-nucleotide messenger RNA. Its product is annotated as N-acetyl-gamma-glutamyl-phosphate reductase. Gene Ontology annotation, molecular function: arginine binding; N-acetyl-gamma-glutamyl-phosphate reductase (NADP+) activity; acetylglutamate kinase activity. The coding region runs from base 1 to 2841 and encodes 946 amino acids. NCBI's taxonomy places the organism in Eukaryota, Fungi, Ascomycota, Sordariomycetes, Ophiostomatales, Ophiostomataceae. Gene Ontology annotation, cellular component: mitochondrial matrix; cytoplasm; mitochondrion. The transcript has 2 exons. The record is from RefSeq and is a predicted model, not a curated record. Gene Ontology annotation, biological process: L-arginine biosynthetic process.
AUGCUGUCGACUACUACUGUUGCCCUCCGGGCGGGCGCCCGCCGCUGCGUCCGAUCCCGGCCGUCCUCCGUCCCGACUGCUGCCCUCCGCUCACACUCCUCGCUCUCGAUCAAGCGCUCUUCCCUGACGACCGUCAAGGCUGCCACUGCCUCGACGACCUCCUCAUCUCAGCGCCGCGCCCUCUCGACGUCGUCCACCCGCCAGACCGAUCUCAGCACCCGUGGUCUCAUGAUCCAGGCCCUCAGCUCCAUUGGCUCCAAGCGUGAGGCCCAGCAGUACCUCUCACACUUUACGUCUGUCUCGUCUCAGAAGUUUGCUGUCAUCAAGGUUGGCGGUGCCAUUCUGACCGACUACCUCGACGAGCUGUGCGCCAGCCUGGCGUUCCUCUAUCACGUCGGCCUGUACCCGGUUAUUGUCCACGGUGCUGGUCCCCAGCUCAACAAGCUGCUCGAGGAUGCGGGUAUCGAGCCCCAGUUUGAGGAGGGCAUCCGUGUUACCGACGGCCCUACGCUGGCCGUCGCCCGCAAGCUUUUCAUGGAGGAGAACCUCAAGUUCACCCAGCGCCUCGAGGAUUACGGCAUCCACGCCCGCCCAAUUACCUCUGGUGUCUUCUACGCCGACUACCUGAACCAGGAGAAGUGGGGCUUUGUGGGCAAGGUCAACCGCGUCGCCACGGACGUCGUCGAGGCCGCCAUCAACAACCGCUUCCUGCCCGUCCUGACCUCGCUUGCCUGGACCGAGUCUGGACAGCUGCUGAACGUCAAUGCGGACGUUGCUGCUGCUGAGCUGGCUCGCGCUCUGGAGCCGCUCAAGGUCGUCUACCUGUCCGAGAAGGGCGGCCUCUUUGACGGCGAGGGUGGUAAGAUCUCGGCCAUCAACCUGGACGAGGAGUUUGAGUGGUACAUGGCCCAGUCGUGGUGCAAGUUCGGCACGCGCCUCAAGAUCAAGGAGAUCAAGGAUCUGCUCGAUACGCUGCCUCGCGAGUCCAGUGUCGCCAUCAUCCGGCCCCAGGACCUGCACAAGGAGCUGUUCACCGACUCCGGUGCCGGCACUUUGAUUCGCCGUGGUACCAAGCUGGCCUCGGCCAGCGAUGUCACCGCCUUUUCCGACAUUGAGCAGCUCAAGACGGUCCUGCUGCGUGACCGCGACGGCCCCAACGCCCGCCAGACCGUGGACACCUACGUCGAGUUCCUGCGCGAGAACCCAUUCCGCGCCUACUACGACGAGCAGAUGAACGCUCUUGCUAUUGCCUUCCCUCCCUCUGCCGACCGUCCAUUUGCCACUCUGGCCACGCUGACAAUCAGCAAGUCUGGCUGGCUGGGCAAUGUCGCCGAGAACAUCUUCACGGCCAUCCGCAAGGACUUCCCCAAGCUGAUCUGGACUGUCAACGAGAAUGAUGAGAACCUGACCUGGUUCUUUGACAAGGCCGACGGCAGCGUCGCCCGCAACGGCAAUGUGCUUUUCUGGUACGGUGUCGAGGACGGCGACGAGAUUGUCCAGGUCAUGAAGGACUUCUCUGAGCACGGCCGCUCCAUGCUGGGCGAUGCGAACCUCGAGGCUCGUCUGCAGCGCGCCGCCGAGCGUGCCGGCAGCGACGGCGGUGCGGCGGCCGCAGUCAAGGCCGCCACCAACGCCGCCUUCCAGCGGUCUUCUCCCCUGCAACAGCAGCAGGCCCGCGCCUUUUCUACUGCCGCCCGCCGCCCCGCCACCGCCUCCUCUUCCGUCUCUUCCUUCUCGACCUUCUCCUCUUCCCGCUUCUUCAGUCGCCGUACUACCGCCGCUGCCUUCCACACGUCACGGGCGAACCGCAUCGACGAGGACACGACGAACCCCAACCCGCCACUUGGCAAGAAAAACGCCACCAACAACCGAGCAGCCCGCGUUGCCCUGAUCGGCGCUCGUGGUUACACGGGCCAGGCGCUGAUUGCGCUGCUGAACGCGCACCCGCACCUGGACCUGACGCACGUCAGCUCGCGAGAGCUGGCGGGCCAGGAGCUCAAGGGCUACGAUAAGAGCGCGAUUACGUACGAAAACCUGAGCCCCGAGGACAUCCGCGAGAUGGAGAGCCGCAACGAGGUCGACUGCUGGGUGAUGGCUCUGCCCAACGGUGUGUGCAAGCCGUUUGUGGACGCCAUCCAGGAGGCGCGCCGCGACACCGCCGGUGCGGACAAGAGCGUGAUUGUCGAUCUGUCGGCCGACUACCGUUUCGACAAGACGUGGACGUACGGUCUGCCUGAGCUGGUCAAGCGCGGCGAGAUCCAGAACGCCAGCCUCAUCUCGAACCCGGGCUGCUACGCGACAGCUGCUCAGCUGGGCAUUGCGCCCUUGCUCGACAAUCUCAGCGGCACGCCCGUCAUCUUCGGCGUCAGCGGCUACUCGGGCGCGGGCACCAAGCCGUCGCCCAAGAACGACGUUGAGCUGCUGACGAACAACCUGAUUCCCUACAGCCUGACGGACCACAUCCACGAGCGCGAGAUUAGCUACCAGCUUGGCUGCAACGUGGCGUUCACGCCCCACGUGGCCGUCUGGUUCCAGGGCAUCCAUCACACCAUCCACAUCCCGUUGAAGACGGCCAUCACGUCACGCGACAUUCGGCAAAUCUACCAGGACCGCUACGCUGGCGAGAAGCUGGUUAAGGUGGUCGGAGAGGCGCCACUGGUCAAGUCAAUCAGCGGCAAGCACGGUGUCGAGAUUGGUGGUUUUGCGGUGCACUCGUCGGGCCGGCACGUUGUUGUCUGCGUAACGAUCGACAACCUGCUGAAGGGUGCCGCUACGCAAUGUUUGCAAAACAUGAACCUGGCCCUCGGCUACAACGAGUUUGAGGGCAUCCCGGUGAUGUAG